Messenger RNA from Ictidomys tridecemlineatus (thirteen-lined ground squirrel), 1838 nucleotides. Lineage: Eukaryota; Metazoa; Chordata; Mammalia; Rodentia; Sciuridae. The record is from RefSeq and is a predicted model, not a curated record.
CAGAAGGACCAGGUUGCACCAUGUGGAAGGUGAUUGUUUUGUUGGCCCUGCUUACAUUCAGCCCUUGUGAUGGGCUGUUUCGCUCCUUGUACCAACGUGCCCAGGUUUUCCAGCCUCCUAGGGGAGAUACAGGACAGCCAUUAUUUCUUACCCCUUAUAUUGAAUCUGGAAAGAUCAAGGAAGGAAGAAAAUUGAGUUCGGUCACUGCUUUUCUAGGACUGAACAUACACAGUUACUCUGGCUACCUCACUGUGAAUAAGACCUACAACAGCAAUCUCUUCUUCUGGUUCUUCCCGGCUCAGGUACAACCAGAGACUGCUCCAGUAGUUCUGUGGCUGCAGGGCGGGCCGGGAGGCUCAUCCAUGUUUGGACUCUUUGUGGAACAUGGACCUUAUGUCAUCACAAGUAAUAUGACUGUCCUGCCCAGAAACUUCCCUUGGACCACCACCUUGUCCAUGCUAUAUAUGGAUAAUCCGGUGGGCACUGGCUUCAGUUUUACCAAUAAUUCCCAGGGAUAUGCUGUCAAUGAGGAUGAUGUGGCCCACAAUUUGCACAGUGCACUAGUUCAGUUUUUCCAGUUGUUUCCUGAGUAUGAAACUAAUGACUUUUAUGCCACUGGCGAGUCUUAUGCAGGGAAGUACGUACCCGCGCUUGCGCACUACAUCCACGCCCUCAACCCCAAGGAGCAGGUCAAGAUCCACCUGAAAGGAAUUGCUCUUGGAAAUGCAUAUUCUGACCCUGAAUCAAUUAUAAAGGGCUACGCGCCAUUCCUCUACGAAAUUGGCUUGUUGGAUGAGAGGCAGAGAAAGUACUUCCAGAAGCAGUGCAAUAAGUGUAUAAAAUACAUCAAGGAGGAGAACUGGCUACGGGCCUUUGAAAUCCUGGAUAGACUACUGGAUGGCGACUUGACGAGUGAUAUUUCUUACUUCGAGAAUGUGACGGGAUGUUCUAACUACUACAACAUUUUACAGUGCACGGAACCUGGGGAUCAAACUUACUAUGGGAAGUUUCUGUCACUCUCAGAAGUGAGACGAGCCAUCCACGUGGGAAACCAGACCUUCAGUGAUGGAGCUGAUGUUGAAAAGUACUUGCGACAGGACACGAUGAAGUCGGUCAAGACCUGGCUCACGGAGAUCAUGAAUAACGACUACAAGGUUCUUCUCUACAAUGGCCAACUGGAUAUUAUUGUGGCAGCUUCCCUGACAGAGCGCUCCUUGAUGACCAUGAACUGGAAAGGAUCCCGUAAAUACAAGAAGUCAAGAAGAGUAGUCUGGAAGAUCUUUAAAUCUGAUAAUGAAGUGGCUGGCUACGUCCGGCAAGUGGAAAACUUCCAUCAGGUAAUCGUUCGAGGUGGAGGACACAUUUUACCCUUGGAUCAGCCUCUGAGAUCUUUUGACAUGAUCAAUCGAUUCAUCUUUGGAAAAGGGUGGAAUCCUUAUGAUUGACAGACAACUAUUCUCCUAAACGAGAAUGUCAGGAGCUUUAAUCCGUGAAAAGAAAAUUCUUAAAAACUGAAAAUGUCUUAUAAAUAAGAAAAUUAUAUUUUUAUAUCUGCAAAAUGUUUCUCAUCAAUAAAAAUUAAUGAUCCUUGAAACAAGCAAGUUUCUGAAUUGCGGGGAGAUGGUUUAUCACGAAGGAAGUGAGCAAGAGGAAGGAUCACAUGACUUAACUUAGAGGAUGGAGGGAAAGGAUUCUGACAUUGAUCCUGACAGCAGGGGAUGAUGAGCUUCCGGGAUCACAAGUAGGAAUUUCUACUCCCUUUAAGAGUAAGUGAAAAGUGCAAUAAAGAAAUCAAGUUGUAAUGCCUUGUUUUUUAAAUAACAGAAGUUUUUCAUAUG